CUUGUCGCGAGAGAGACGAGACGGGCCGCGGUUGCAGUCGUCUUCCUGCUUUAUUCAAGAAAGGCUGAACUUGUCCUUUUUUUAUUUUUGUGUGCGGAUGAACAGCUAAGGUGGACUUGAAAACCUCCAAUUAUGAACAUAAACACGAGAAAAUUGCUAGGUAUAUGCUUGCUUUUGGCAAACUGUGAUUACUCAGAGGGAUCUCUCUCAUUCAGGGAUAACACAUCCCUUGCGCUACAAGAGACACCAACCGGAGGCACUCAGGUCAGUAUAAUUUGGUUGAAUAGCUUCUUAUCAAUGCUGGCAACACCUGAGGAACGCGCAAGGCCCUGUUACUGCCAUCUCCUGUACGAUCAUCCCAACACAGAUGCAGCCAGCUUCCUGUUGGGCUCUGCUGGAAGAAGAUUUGAUAUGACAAUUCUCAAGUACGACGACGCCACAUCUGCAACAACACUGAGUCAAGGAAUACGUUAUGCUGUUUCUUCCGCGAAAUACAUAUUGGUGUUCUGCUCUCCGACAGACGUGGUGAAAAUCUUUGAAAUGGUCAAAGAAAAGGGACUGGAGCGUUACUCCGUCUUAUGGUUAAUAAUUCUCAAGGACCGAGACGAAAAUCAAACGAUAGCAGACCUCGAAAAGGUACUUCGAGAGGGAAUUCGAGUUAUCCUCGUCGUAGGAUAUUCCGAAGGAACAAUUACAUUUCGAUCAACUUUUGUUAAUCUUGAAGGAGCCGUUAGGUUCCAAAAAACAGCAAAUCAAUACAGCAAUGCCAGUCAAAAGGACACCUUGCCAGGCUUUUUGAAACUGACCAGUUCACCGCGUGACCCCCAGAUGAAAGGGCGUGAGCUUAUAUUAGCUGCCAAUGACAACUGGCCCUUCUUUGGAAUCGGGAGAGGACCUGGAUCCUUCGGUGGUAGGAAACGAAACGUUGGGAUAGACGUCAGCAUUGUGGACACCCUCAGCUCGUCUCUCAACUUCACGUAUAGAGUAGUGAGCCCUGCCGACGGCAAGUGGGGAGGGCCACUGCCCAACGGUACAGUGACCGGCCUCAUUGGUAUGGUGAACCGACAUGAAGCAGACCUUGCAAUUUGCGAGAUCACCGUUACUAGCGGUCGGGAGAGCGUCGUUGACUUUACGAAUCCUUACUAUCAAGAGUCGAUUACGCUGAUCUCGAGAGCGCCAGCGGAAAAGAGCAGAACUUUCGCCGUUUUCUCUCCUUUCACUGUUCAGGUAUGGAUCAUCAUAGUCGUAUCGUGCUUGGCAAUGGGUCCAAUACUGAAGCUCGAGUACAAGGUCUUAGCUCGUUACCUAAGGGAGAAAAAGGUACCGAAAAAAGAGGCUCAGCUUUCGAGUUCGACUUACGCCUUCAACAUGUUCAGGAGUCUCAUGCUGCAAGGAAACCCCAUAGAGACUCCCUGCUGGUCGCGCCGGUUCAUUUUCUACUUCUGGUACAUAUUUUGCUUGAUGGUGUCUGCCCUGUACUCUGGAACCCUAACAGCAGUGCUAGCCAUUCCUGCCUACGAGAAGCCCGUAGAUUCCUUAAAUGACCUUCCUAAAGCUAUUAAGGAUGGAUUUACUCUAGGGACAGUUAAGGAUUCCAGCCUAGAAUUCCUGUUCAAGGAGGCGAAGGAGGGUAUUUAUCAAGAUGUCUGGAAGUUGUUCAACCACGCCGACAGGUCCAAGAGCUUCCUUGAUUUCCCUGAACAAGGAUUUGAUAAGGUUCUUCAAGGAAAGUUCGUCUUCAUCUGCCCAAGGCUUGCCUCAGAAAUCUUUGCCCGAAAGAGGGGCAGGAGGAAAUUCUACUUCGCCCGACACAACUUCUACCCACAAGGUUACGGCAUCGCGUGCACAAGUGGGUCUCCAUUCAAGAAGAUAUUUGACCGAAAGUUAGCGAGGAUGGUAGAGGCAGGUCUGAUCAUUAAAUGGGCCACAGACGAGGCACAGAAGGUGUCGAUGAUCGAUAAGACCCCAAGUAACGAAGAAGGGACCGACCAACUGGCCAUCACCCUCCAACACCUCCAGGCAGCCUUCUUCGUCCUUAUGCUGGGAUACCUUAUUGCAGCGCUGGCACUGGUGGCAGAGAACAUUCAUAAACGACAUUUUGGAAGGCCUACUGAUGAGGAAGAGGAAAUCGAUAAAGAUAAACAGCUGUGAUUGCACAAAAUAUUAUCAUUGAGGGAUAUAUAUAUGUGUGUGUGUGAUUAGUAUUACUCGAUGAUAUACUCAAAUAUAUGUACA
Messenger RNA from Macrobrachium nipponense, 2235 nucleotides. Its product is annotated as glutamate receptor ionotropic, delta-1-like. The transcript has 15 exons. Gene Ontology annotation, cellular component: membrane. Gene Ontology annotation, molecular function: ligand-gated monoatomic ion channel activity. The coding region runs from base 133 to 2151 and encodes 672 amino acids. Lineage: Eukaryota; Metazoa; Arthropoda; Malacostraca; Decapoda; Palaemonidae. The record is from RefSeq and is a predicted model, not a curated record.